This is a messenger RNA of Rhizopus microsporus ATCC 52813, 684 nucleotides long. RefSeq lists its product as uncharacterized. Lineage: Eukaryota; Fungi; Mucoromycota; Mucoromycetes; Mucorales; Rhizopodaceae. The coding region runs from base 1 to 684 and encodes 227 amino acids. The transcript is spliced from 3 exons. The record is from RefSeq and is a predicted model, not a curated record.
AUGGGAGCACAAACAUCAAAGGUUGCUAGAAAAUUACCUACAAAGGCACGCCCAGAGACAUUACAAAGUGCUCCAAAGGAAUCAUCAGCAACUUUAAAGGCACAGACAGAAGCAGCAGCAGAAAUAAAGACAGAUUUUAUUGAACAAGAUGGUCGUGAUCCACACUUGCAUGAGCAUUUAAAAUCUAUUGGGCCUGUGACGAUCCCACCUACAGUAACCAAAAUGAGAACGUCAGAUCCCAUGCUUGGAAUAUUAAGAGAAAGAAAAAAGGCAGAUGAAAAAGAAUUGGAAAGACAUGGGCAGGACGGAACAAUCUCGAUUGAUGCUGUCUUUUCUUUAUUAGAAGAAAGAAAGCAUUUAAAUCCUGGUGAAGAAGAUCUUUCAGAGACCCGGCAGAGAUGGACAGAGAAAUACAAUGUAGAUCAAAAUACAUUAUCUACCUUGCUCAAAUACUACAACACAAUGGCCAUCACACCAGUGCUUGCAGAUGAAAAGGAAGGUAGACGACUGGGCCUUUGGGUAAAAGAUAGGGUAGACUGGGAAACAAAGGUUAGACAAGUAGAGGAACGUAAUGCGGCUAUUGAAAAGGCAAAACAGGAAGCGAUCAAAGAUAAUAAGAAACAAAAUGCUGAUAUAAGUGAAGAAGAAAAGAAACUGAGGGAUCUAUUUGAUGAAGAGCACUAA